This is a messenger RNA of Blastomyces gilchristii SLH14081, 1737 nucleotides long. RefSeq names its product cysteine protease PalB. NCBI's taxonomy places the organism in Eukaryota, Fungi, Ascomycota, Eurotiomycetes, Onygenales, Ajellomycetaceae. The transcript has 3 exons. The record is from RefSeq and is a predicted model, not a curated record. The coding region runs from base 1 to 1737 and encodes 578 amino acids. Gene Ontology annotation, biological process: proteolysis. Gene Ontology annotation, molecular function: calcium-dependent cysteine-type endopeptidase activity.
AUGCAUUUUAAUGGAUGCUACCGGAAAGGGGGAAUUGACGAUCGACUCCCCUCCUCCAAAACGCCGAGGUUCCUUCAUGUCAUCGAUAGGAAAAACCCUGCUCUCCUAUGGCCAGCGCUGGUCGAAAAGGCGUACUUGAAGGUUAGAGGAGGCUAUGAUUUCCCUGGAAGUAAUUCUGGGACGGAUCUUUGGAUCCUCACCGGCUGGAUUCCGGAACAAAUAUUUUUACAUGAUGAGGAUGUCAUCCCUGAUCAGCUGUGGAAAAGGUUGUUUAAUGCAUUUAACUACGGUGAUGUAUUAAUCACUGUUGGUACGGGAUCAUUAACUGAACGGGAAGAAGAGGAACUUGGACUUGUGAGCGUGCAUGACUAUGCAAUACUUGAUAUGCAGGAAGUUAACGGCCGUCGCCAAUUCCUCGUUAAGAAUCCCUGGGCAGCUGGCUCUAUUUGGAAAGGGAUUGGACAAUCCCACCCUCCUGUUCCUGCUGAAGGCGACGGAGAAAAUAACGCCGACCGGCAGCAAUCUCAUCGGACACUCUCCCCAGGAACAUUCUGGACAGAUUGUGACAAAUUGCUUCAGAAUUUCGAAAACUUAUACUUAAAUUGGAACCCGACGCUCUUUUCCUACCGACAGGAUAUCCAUUUUACUUGGGAUCUUUCUUCUGCCAGUUCCGUUCCCGGCUACCUAGCUAGAAAUCCACAGUUUGCGGUAGGCUCCAAAGCGGGAGGCUCUGUUUGGCUCCUGCUAAGUCGACAUUUCCAUUCUGGCGACUACAUCGGAACUCGGAAUAAACUUAUAGACGUUUCCUGUGAAAAUAAUGAACCUGGCUUUAUUAGCCUCUACGUUUUCAAAAAGGAUGGCCAGAGAACCUGUGUGAGCGAUGGUCUUUCCGCCGGGGCCCAACAGUCCUUGCCGAGGGUGAGCCAGAAUUUCUCUUUAUCGGGAUUCUCUACGGCUCCCCUAUCUAUUUCACACGCUACGGAGGAAUACGGGCAUGUUAGAAAGUUACCUGCUGCAUGGACAACAUCAACAGCUGGAGGCAACACAGACUCGGCAAGGUAUCCGACAAAUCCACAGUUUAGGAUCGAUAUCUUAGAGCCCUGCAAUAUUUCUGUCAUACUUGAGACUGAAGACCCCGAACUAGCUGCGCACGUCAAGCGGAGAUUACCGCCGGGCUGCGCCUUUGCUGAACAUUUCGGCCUAACCAACGGCUCAUUUACCGCUGUGUGCUCCACGUUUGCGCCCAACCAGCCUGGAAAGUUUACCCUGUUGAUCAAAACGACCAAGCCAUGCAUCGUAAAGCCACUCCCUGCCGAGGGAGCUGGGCAGUUGAGCAUAGUGUCCGACAUUGGCAUAUUCCCACCGGGCACGAAUAAGAUUCUUGCACCCAUUACCACUUCCCGACUGGCCAGAAUCACUGCCAUUGUGAGGCAUAAGGGCUCGUGGACGGGAACCCGAAGUGUCGCCCCGUCUCCGAUUCUAAUGACCCUUGAGCUAGGACAGGGCCCGUAUAAGGGUAUACUCUCAUCAUCUGGCGAUGGAAGCUUUAGCAAUGCUGUCAGUGGGAUACGCAUCGAGGACUUCGAUUUGCAGCCGGAUUUCGAACAGCGGGGGGGUCUGUGGCUUGUUGUGGAGCGGGUUGGGGGUCUUGGGAGCCAGGUGCAUGAUACGAUUGAGCUGGAGAUUUUGUCCGAGGAGAGGGUUGCAAUUGGCCCGUGGGGAACUGGUGGUGGCUAA